CAGAGAAUGCAAUAUAUAACUUCUUUGCUCCUCAGCUGCCUGUGUCUCCUCCUGACAGUAGCACUUUACGACCCUCUGCUUUCUGUUCUGUGUCUGUAAGGGAACAAAGACAAGCAGCCAACAUGACUGAACACAAAAGAAUGUCCAUGAGUCGGAAACACAGCUUGAAGAGCUUAAUGCUUCAGGUUGCAAAAGACUUAUUAGAAGCUGAAGCUGAAAUGAAAGUGCAAGAGAGGAAGCGAUACAUGGAAGAGCAUUGUCCUCCUCUUUGUUUACCCAGCAGAAAAGAGGAGUUAAUGGCACUGUGCACUGAGCUACAUGAAAAGAUUAUUGUUAUUGAUGAAGAACGGUACAAUCUGGAACGUAAAGCUAACAUGGUCGUGGAUGAAGUGAAAGAUUUGAAUAUUAAAGUUGUAGACCUCAAGGGUAAGUUCAAGAAACCUCCUCUGAAGAAAGUGCGUAUGUCAGCUGAUGCCAUGCUCCAGGCUCUGCUCGGCUCUAAACACAAGGUGAACCUGGACCUGAGGGCCAACUUGAAACAAGUGAAGAAGGAGGUCAAGGAGGAGGAUAAGGAACUCCGUGAUGUUGGUGACUGGCGUAAGAGCAUUGAGGAUAAAGCUGGCAUGGGUGGAAGGAAAAAGAUGUUUGAGACUGAGUCUUGAAUGCACUGACCAGACCUUUGUCUUUCACUGACAUUAUUAAACUAACUCCCACUUUGCCUGUAGUAAUGAUACAACUGACUCUAUAUUUACACUGUUCACAGGGUUUCCUGUCUUAUGAAAGUUUUUUUUUUAAGCAAGUGUCUGUUUCCAUCUUUAUCCAGCAUUGUGUUUUCACGACAAGGUCUGUGUAAAUGCGUGCGAAGAUAACAUGUUUACCAAAUAAAUUCACAACGUUGAUACAAGAUUGUCACUUCUGAAUUAUUUUAAUGAAGGAUGAUUACAUUCACAAUUAUAUAAAAUGUUUCUGCUGUCUGGUCAAGAGUUUCUUUAGGAGGGAACGUAAGUAAUUUCUGACUAAGCAUGUCUGUUACUUAGAAUAUAUACACUACCAGUCAAAAGUUU
Molecule: messenger RNA, 1064 nt
Organism: Hemibagrus wyckioides
Lineage: Eukaryota; Metazoa; Chordata; Actinopteri; Siluriformes; Bagridae
Gene: tnni2a.2
Product: troponin I type 2a (skeletal, fast), tandem duplicate 2
Exons: 7
Coding region: 123-662 (179 amino acids)
Biological process (GO): muscle contraction
Cellular component (GO): troponin complex
Source: RefSeq, a predicted model, not a curated record